This is a messenger RNA of Vigna umbellata (rice bean), 947 nucleotides long. RefSeq names its product T-complex protein 1 subunit theta-like. The record is from RefSeq and is a predicted model, not a curated record. NCBI's taxonomy places the organism in Eukaryota, Viridiplantae, Streptophyta, Magnoliopsida, Fabales, Fabaceae. Gene Ontology annotation, biological process: protein folding. Gene Ontology annotation, molecular function: ATP-dependent protein folding chaperone; ATP hydrolysis activity; ATP binding.
UCCACUCUCUGCUUUUCACCUCAAAGCUUGUUGGGCGUUAUUAAGGUUUAGUGAGACAGUCCGAGGCGGUGACACAGUUUUGCUACAGAGAUUUCAAAGUUGAAGAGAGAAGUUACCAUUUCUAGGGUUUUAGGGUUAGGGUAUUCUCAAAUUGCAAGAACAUGGGUUUUAACAUUCAACCCUAUGGGAUUCAAUCCAUGCUCAAGGAAGGCCACAAACACCUUUCUGGUCUAGAUGAGGCGGUUCUCAAGAACAUCGACGCCUGCAAACAACUAUCCACUAUAACUCGAACUUCCCUUGGUCCCAAUGGUAUGAAUAAGAUGGUUAUAAAUCAUUUGGACAAGCUUUUUGUCACGAAUGACGCUGCGACAAUUGUGAACGAACUUGAAGUUCAGCAUCCUGCUGCCAAGAUUUUGGUUUUGGCCGGGAAGGCUCAACAAGAGGAGAUUGGGGAUGGAGCUAACUUAACUAUUUCCUUUGCUGGGGAGCUCCUGCAGGGUGCUGAGGAACUUAUCAGGAUGGGUUUGCAUCCGAGCGAGAUAAUCAGUGGAUACACUAAAGCAAUCAACAAGACUGUUCAAAUAUUGGAUGAUCUGGUUGAGGAAGGUUCGGAGACUAUGGAUGUUCGUGAUAAGGAGCAAAUUGUUUCUCGAAUGAAAGCAGCGGUUGCUAGCAAGCAGUUUGGUCUAGAAAAUACCAUAUGCUCACUUGUUGCUGAUGCAUGCAUCCAAGUAUGUCCGAAAAACCCAGCAAACUUUAAUGUGGACAACAUUCGCGUCGCAAAGCUCUUGGGAGGGGGCUUGCAUAACAGCACAGUAGUUCGAGGAAUGGUGUUGAAGAGUGAUGCUGUUGGGACUGUAAAGCAAGCAGAGAAGGCAAAGGUUGCUGUGUUUGCCGGUGGUGUUGAUACAUCAGCAACUGAGACUAAANAAUUUCUAGGGUUUUAG